CUCUCACUCAUUUGCUGCUCUCACAUGCCCUCUCACUUGGAUAGCAGACAGUCUCUCAAACACCAAACUCUUACAUCACUCUUACUGCUGCUUGUAUAGGCCAAUAUCGUUUAGUUUCUGAUAGGUUAACGUACAAAUCUGGCACUGACCAUCCCUUGAAGAUAGCUUGUAAAAAGAAGAUCUUCCAGGUGACCUGACCUGUCCAGCUUCAAUCAACUUCAGAAGGAUCCUUGGCGGGUAGGAAUAAAGGCACCACACUGACCCGCCAUGUUUCUGGUUCUGGUGGUUACAGAGGAGCUGAGGGAGUUCCUGUCCCGGGCACGAAGUGGAACCGGCCGCCUCAUCCAGGUGUUGAUCAGAGACGAGCAGCUGGUGCUGGGGGCAUAUAGAGAGCCACGCCAGACCUGGGACAAAGACUAUGACCACUUCCUGCUCCCCCUGCUGAACCCUCUCGAGCCCUGCUACAUUUUAUACCGGUUGGACUCUAAGAACGCUCAAGGCUAUGAGUGGCUCUUCAUCUCCUGGUCUCCUGACCAGUCUCCUGUCAGACAAAAGAUGCUGUAUGCUGCCACUCGUGCCACAGUUAAGAAAGAGUUUGGCGGUGGACACGUCAAAGAUGAAAUUUUCGGCACAAUUGAGGAGGACCUUUGUCUUCAGGGCUACCUGCGACAUGUGACUUCAUGUUCUGCACCAGCUCCCCUGACUGCAGCCGAGCAGGAGCUACAGCGAAUCAGAAUCACGGAGGUGAAAACUGAGAUCAGUGUGGACCCCAAACAUCAGACUCUACAGGGUCUUGCCUUCCCGUUACAAGCCGAGGCCAAACGUGCUUUACAGCAGCUCGCAGAGAGACGCAUUAACUACAUUCAACUAAAGUUAGAUACGGAGAAGGAAACAAUUGAACUAGUGCACACCAGCCCGACAGACAUCCGUGAUCUACCCUGCCGGAUCCCCUUGGAUACACCCAGAUACCACUUCUUUCUUUACAAACAUUCACAUGAAGGAGACUACCUCGAGUCUGUGGUGUUCAUAUACUCCAUGCCAGGAUACAGCUGCAGCAUCAAGGAAAGGAUGCUGUAUUCCAGCUGUAAGAGUCGUCUUCUGGAAGGAGUAGAGAGGGACUUCCACCUAGAAGUGGCUAAAAAGUUGGAGAUAGAUAGUGGAGAGGAGCUGACAGAUGAAUAUCUGUAUGAUGAGGUCCAUCCUAAGCAGCAAGCCCACAAGCAAGCAUUCGCCAAACCUCGUGGCCCUGCUGGGAAGAGGGGAAACAAACGUCUAAUAAAGGGAGGUGGAGAGAAUGGUGACAACCACUAGGAAGGACAUAAAGUGGGAGGAGGAGAUAAAUGAACUUCAGUGGUACCCUAAAUUUUCCACAGUUCCCUAUUUCCACCUGUUUUCAGGCUAAUUUGCUGGUAUAGUAAUGGAAAAAAAUGGGAUUCUGUGCUCAGUUGUUGUUAAAAACGUUCUUUCUUUGGCUUGUAUUUACUCAGUGUUAUCAGAUGCGUAUUCAUUUGGUGUGUUAAUGUGCUUAUAUUUAAGAGAAAAACUCAGGAAUUAAUUUUAUCUCAGUAAAUUUUCUGAGCAUAUUUUUGUUACAUAAUCUCGUACAUGCAUACACACUCAACUCAACAAAAUUUUAAGCAUAUUAAAAGUGUUUAUUGUGAAAGGUGGUGGAUCGCUCUUAUUUUGAAAGUGUUUUUUAAAAGUCUAGAAAAGAAGUUAGAAGAACCCACAGCCAUUUCAUAGAAAAAGGCACGCUUAUAUACACGUAAUCACCAGAGCUAAAUGUGACAUGCAGACAGAAUGUUAUACUGCGUGAGAACCAAUCAAGUUACUGUUAAGUAAAAGAUAUGUAUGCAGGUUUAGACUUGAUUCAGAUUCAUAUUUAAACAUUUUAUAUGAUGAUAACCUUUUGUGUUUUUAUAGCUGCAGUUGAGUGUCUUCAUUUUUUUUCUUACAAAACACAAAUAUGUCUCAUAAAUCCGUUCUUUGAUUUACAUGGCCCCAUACUGUGAAACACAUACGACAUACUAUGUGUAUAAGCUUCUAUUAGUAAUCAGAACAUUUCCAAAUGAAAUAUUUUUGUAUGUUAAAUAUUUAAAAACAAAAUCAGGAUUGAAAAUAUAAUUGUCUAAUUAAGUGAAUACUUCAGCUAGUGAAAUGUUUAAAAUCAUCAUGGUUAGCAUAAACAAUCUAAUGCUAAUAUCUAAACAAAAACAUGAUUUAAUUUGUUUCAUGUAUGUUAUUGAUGGUUGCCCCGGACUAUGUUGACAUGGAUCAUUUAUAUUAUUAUAUCCUCCCCGCCGUUUUUUUCUUAGAAUUUUUGUCUGUCAGUGAUUAGAGUCAAAGGUCAUACACAAAAGAUAAUCAUACCUUAUAAAAAUGAAUUGUAAUUAACAGUAAAUUAAAAUCAACAGCCCUCUCUUGCAUUGUUUAUGAACAUAUUGUUGCAUAAAUAAAUAAAAAACUUUCACUGAG
This is a messenger RNA of Pimephales promelas (fathead minnow), 2475 nucleotides long. It is a transcript of the gene twf2, whose product is annotated as twinfilin actin binding protein 2. Lineage: Eukaryota; Metazoa; Chordata; Actinopteri; Cypriniformes; Leuciscidae. Gene Ontology annotation, cellular component: cytoplasm; myofibril; actin filament. Gene Ontology annotation, biological process: regulation of lamellipodium assembly; barbed-end actin filament capping; actin filament depolymerization. Gene Ontology annotation, molecular function: actin monomer binding; actin filament binding. The record is from RefSeq and is a predicted model, not a curated record.